GAAAAAAUCAGGGCGAAAAAAAGAAAGGUUGUGGUCUGGAAGCUGCUGGGAACCAGAUCCGGAGGAGAUAUCUGAUGUUUACUUCAUUUCUCGCUGAAGAUACCAGGAAAACUCUUUUCCUUGGAAAUGGAAAAAUGCUUGAUAAGAUGGAGAUGCUUUAAUUUUUCUGUCUGAAAAUACUUCCAGCAACUUUUCCUCUAAAGAAACAAACUAACUUGGUUCCCUGAGAGAACACACACGUACAUGUAGAACGAGGACAUCGUGGUCUUCAAUCAGCCGCCCCCGUGAAUCAGGUGCAGGUCGCACAAAAGGUGGCCUGUCAUUACCGAGGAGAACCUGCAAACGCUGUCAGAUGAUGCUGUAAACAUUUGACUAACCCACUUAGAGUACAGCAGUUGUGAAUCAUGGGCAGCUUUAAGGGCCACGCUCUCCCUGGGAGCUUCUUCCUCGUAGCUGGGCUUUGGUGGACGGGAAAGUACUCGCUUUGGCACGCCACCCGCAGGAACAAGAACAUAGGCUCCACUCGGCUGUCCAGCAGAGCCUCGCAGCGACGCCUGGAGAUCAUUGAGAACUCUGUCGUACUCUUCUUCUCGUUAUUUGGGAUGCUGGCAGAGCAGUUUUUAGCGGGUGGACCGAGGCUUCACUUGUACGACUCUGUAGAGAAACACUGGGAGGAUCUGAUGAACUGGCAACAUGCCACCAUGUACCUGUUCUUUGGUCUGGCUGGGACCGUGUCUCUGGUCGUCCACACCACAGAGGCAGCGCCACUGGCCCUGGACAGGUUAAUGCUGGCUAUAGCCUUCUUCAACGAGGGAUUUCUUUUCCUUUACCACCUCCAUGGCAGGACUAUGCUUGAUGUCCAUGUGCAUCAGCUUCUUCUCUUUGCCGUCUUUGGCCAGGCUGUGGUUGCCUUCUUAGAGGUCUUCCACCGUGGCAACAUCAUUCUGGAGCUGCUGCGCUGCACUCUCACUGUCCUGCAGGGAACCUGGUUCUGGGAGAUUGGCUUUGUGCUGUACCCACCCCACGGGCCUGAGUGGGACCUGACUGACCACAACAAUAUGAUGUUCAUCACCAUGUGUUACUCCUGGCACCUCGCCUUCGCCAUGCUUGCUGUGAGCGCACUCUUUUGCACCGUCAGCUGCGUGGUUCGCUCCCGGUUGAAGAGGACUCCUCCAAUGGAAAUGGGACUUCUGAAGCCCAGAGACAGAGAUCCAGAGUCGGAGGACGAGAUUUUAUGAAGAGGACGUCAACUUUGUGACUCAUGAAUAUCACAGUUAAAUCAGGGAUAUGAUGCUCGCAGUUCCAUCAGGAGUGCGAGCAGAGAAAAGACACCCAGACAGAAAAGGGAUAUGGACAUAUGUUCUGGAUACUUUACCCUAGAAACAUAUCUCUACCUCUGCCUUAUUUAAUCAGUUGUAAACUCUGUCUAACCCGACUCGUUCAUUGCUAUUUAUUUAACAGUGACAUAAUGCUUUUCGUAUCCUCUGACAUAUCUUUGCACAAAUAAUCUAACUACACAUGAACCUGUAUAGGAGGAACAUUUUAUGAAUUGCAUGCUUUUCAUUUGACUUAGCUUUGAGAUUUUUGUGUUCAGCAGUGCCAUCGUGUGGUAAAAACUUAUCAACAUCGUCAGUAUAAUAUACUGUAUUAUUACUUGAAAGCUGGUAUUUACAUAUUUUCUAUGGCUUUUUUUUUGUUUUAAAAUGUUAAGAAAUGGAGUCACACAUGUACGUCAAAACCAAACGACACACAAUGAGAAUAUUAUUAAAAUUGUGUAAGUGUUUA
This is a messenger RNA of Mugil cephalus (flathead mullet), 1785 nucleotides long. RefSeq names its product transmembrane protein 45a (gene tmem45a). Bases 405 to 1238 code for a protein of 277 amino acids. The transcript is spliced from 7 exons. NCBI's taxonomy places the organism in Eukaryota, Metazoa, Chordata, Actinopteri, Mugiliformes, Mugilidae. The record is from RefSeq and is a predicted model, not a curated record.